This is a messenger RNA of Bombyx mandarina (wild silkworm), 675 nucleotides long. RefSeq lists its product as uncharacterized. NCBI's taxonomy places the organism in Eukaryota, Metazoa, Arthropoda, Insecta, Lepidoptera, Bombycidae. The record is from RefSeq and is a predicted model, not a curated record. Gene Ontology annotation, molecular function: RNA polymerase II transcription regulatory region sequence-specific DNA binding; DNA-binding transcription factor activity, RNA polymerase II-specific. Gene Ontology annotation, biological process: regulation of transcription by RNA polymerase II.
AUGGGCGGCGCGGGCGGCGGGUGGUCGCGCGAGGCCCCCGCGCUGCUCAGCACGGCGCUGCUGCUGGGCGGUGCGAUGCCAGAGCGCCCACCGGCUCCACUCUUCACCAUUGAUAGCAUACUGGCACCACGUCCACAGCCAACUAUUCCACCUUUACAACUGCAUCAUUUGGCACAUUCGCCUUUUCACAGAGCACAUGAUUUCUUUGGAGUGAGUGGAGUCGGCAACGGUGUCUCCGGCGCUGGUAGCUACGGUAGCUUGUAUGGGGGGUAUGCUGCAGCCGCGCUAGCAGGUCUGGCCGGCCCUCCGCCAAAACGCAAGCGUCGUCACCGAACGAUAUUCACAGAAGAGCAACUCGAGCAAUUGGAGAGUACGUUUGACAAGACACAUUAUCCGGACGUCGUCCUACGAGAGCAGCUCGCCCUCAGAGUCGAUCUGAAAGAAGAAAGAGUCGAGGUAUGGUUUAAGAAUCGCCGUGCAAAAUGGCGCAAGCAGAAACGCGAGGAGCAAGAAAGACUCAGAAAAUUACAGGAGGAGCGAUCCUGUGGCCGAGCUCCUCUGCUCUCGAGACCGACAUUAUCACCUGCCCAUUCACCACCUGCACAGCUGCCGCCUGCACCUCCAACACCUCGCAUGUACACGGAUGAUUCUGAUUCAGAUUUGGAAGUGGCUUAA